AAAGCGGAGCGUCAGAGUCCCAAUUCGCAGAAGCCUUCCGUCACCAGCUCGCCUGCAGCCUUUGAUACCAUAUUCCAAGACUUUACCUCAUCUCCCAUCUCAAUCUGUCAAGAACACCAUCUAGACGCAGAGCUACCAUAUAUUCACUAGAAGCAACACGCUUUUUGUCUAUUAAAUGGAACGGCGUUUACUUUUAAAUAGUACGGAGAAGUAUUUGCGAAUAGCAUCCAUCUCCGUUGCAUUUUACGACUAUAUUAUCACUCUCCCCGCAGAGUGGCGGUUUUACCGAAAACAGUCGUCAAAUGUUCAUAUCAGUCUUUCCUGCGCCUUAUUCAUUCUCAUACGCUAUGUUAGUGUCUUGACCAUGACAUUCAGCAAUUACGGAUAUUUCUCCACUGCCUUUACCCAACAAGCGUGUCAACAAUACUAUCUUCUGGCGCCUAUCUUCAAAAUCUUACAAACUAUGGUAUCACAGGUCAUCCUAGGUGUUAGGACAUUCAAUAUUGCAAGGAGAAAUAGGCGGAUAGGAAUCGCGCUGUUGCUGCUAUACCUCUUUUCGGUUUCGCUAGAGUGGUUCACUGAUAUAUUUCACCGCACCCCUGUUGUUGUUGAAGGAAACUGCACCCCAGCAAAUAUUGGGAAAGUAUUGACAACCUGGUUCUACUACCUCGCUGUGAUGUCGUAUGAUCUCGUGAUGUUGACGAUUUCUAUCACGCAUCUUCUGCGUUAUAAUCCUCUUAGCAGCAGAGUGGAACGGCUGGUACGGGUCUUGAUCUAUGACGGCAUUGGAUAUUUCAUCGCGCUGUCCGCGGUAAACGUGUUGAACCUCAUCCUUUAUCAUACGACCGAUUUCGAGACUCAGUCGGCAGGGGCAUCAAUAGCUUAUGCUGUCACGUGGAUCAUGAGCCAACGGAUUCUUAUCCAUGUAGGAGAAAUGGCAGAGUCAGACGGCCAUCACUUGGAAAACGUGGUCGUCGCGCGUCCUGCGCGGAAAGUGAUGUCCGGUCUCCGCUCGCAAUUCGGGUCUAAAAGUCACUCCAAAAGUUCCAGAAGCCCCAUUGAUGCAGAGUUCAUGUCCACAUCGCCUCGCAAUGGGCAUCGCAACGAUAUGGAACUCGGUAUACGCGUAUGCGUCGAGCGCUCGGUGAUGGUAGACUACGGUGAUGAACCUGAGCAUUCGGAUUCGUGGGGGAAACCGACGGUAACAUGAAUCCGAGGCUCCGGCAAUAGUGUGUAACAGGCAGAGCAAAGACUACUUAUACCAUCUACGUUGCUAUCAACGUAUAUCUUUUAUACUAUACCAUACUAUUCCCUUCUACAUUUUUUCCAUCCAAAAAACUUCAUCUCCUUUGAUUGAUUAAGAUAGGAUAUAUACC
Molecule: messenger RNA, 1376 nt
Organism: Suillus paluster
Lineage: Eukaryota; Fungi; Basidiomycota; Agaricomycetes; Boletales; Suillaceae
Exons: 16
Coding region: 176-1210 (344 amino acids)
Source: RefSeq, a predicted model, not a curated record